Messenger RNA from Penicillium waksmanii, 1260 nucleotides. RefSeq lists its product as uncharacterized. Lineage: Eukaryota; Fungi; Ascomycota; Eurotiomycetes; Eurotiales; Aspergillaceae. The coding region runs from base 1 to 1260 and encodes 419 amino acids. The record is from RefSeq and is a predicted model, not a curated record. The transcript has a single exon.
AUGUCUCAAACUCCCCUCGCCGCUCCCGCCGAGAUUCUUGCCCCGGCAACCCCAGCCAGACGGGCCACUCUUUCUCCAUCGCCAGAUCUCAGUGCCCCCAUCAUCAAGGUCCGAUCUUCCCACUCAGACAAGAAGUUCACGUCUCCACCACCUCUUUCAUCAUCCGACAUGACCCCGCCACCCUCUACCCAGAUCCCCGGCGCUCCUCUGCGCCGCUCUCAUUCUCGCUCUAUCAGUCCAUCUCUCAUCACUCCAGUUGACCUGGAGAAGUCCUUGUGCGACGCCUAUGGCGCGUCUGAGAAUCUUCCAUCCGCUGAAGAUAUUGACAAUGCCAACGAGGCUCAACUACGUACGAUCGCCAAGGAACUCCUCGCUAAAGCCCAAGAGGCCCGCAUGAAUGCUUUACAUUUCAAGCUACAGAAUAGUCUGGCCUCUUUCGCCAGCAAUAACGCGAUCGAGCGUGCUGAGGUGGAACAGAAGCUCGCCAAGCGUGAAGUUGAGAUCCUCCAGAGCGAUGAAUAUCGCAACCGCACACGCCCGGCGGAUCCCCUCACCCCCAGACCCUCCCAGUCUGUCUCCACAGAUGAUUAUCUUGCUGCCCUCCAGCGAUCACAGGAGCUGGAAGGUGCCAACACUCUUCUGGACCGCCGCCUUCGGAAUGCCAAGCGGGCUAUCGACGAUGCCACCACAAGAUCAGUGGAGUUGGGCGAGCAGAAUGAGAUGCUAAAACGCCGCAUUGAAGACAACCGUCGACACUUCUCCCAAAUCUACAACUACGGUUGUCUUUCCCCGGGCAUGCAGAGCGAGAUGCAGACCAUCUGCCGUGGAGAAGCCACCGACGGGCUGGCAGCCCUUCUCUUCGCGGACAAAUUCACGAACCGUCUGCAUGAACCUCACAACACUUAUGGCGCUCCCUCGUCUGUUCCCAUGACUCCGCAGCAAGCGCGCUCUGCUCGCCAGAGCAGCCACUACAUGACCCCCGCCCAGGGAUCGCAAGGACAACAGCAGUACGAUAGCGACAGCACUGUUUCUCUGUCGGGCCCCGAGUCUGAAGAAGAGGGCAUGACUACCCGACACUCGCACAUGCGCUCCACCGCCCCAAAGACCAGCUCAUUGCUGCAGACCAAGCUGUUUGGCCAGGUCAAGAAACCUGGCGUGGAACGUGGCCAAUCCAACAAGCGCAAGGCUACUUCGAGCCAGGCUGGGUCUGCGAAGAGAUCCAGGACGAAUGGCGGAGUGGGUCUCGGAAUUGAAACCUAA